AUGUCAUCUCAAAGUCAUCAAUCCCAUGAUUUGCUUUAUGCUACCUUGACACCUAAAUUCAAUUCAUCUACCAUAAAUCAAUCUAUUCAAUCUCAUCAAUUUUAUUCAAAAGCAAAUCUUAGUACGAAUUUCAAUCAUUCAACUCCUUCUAUAAUUUGUUCUUCACCUAUCUCGACCCAAUCUAGUUCAUAUGAAACUCUCAAAGAACUUCAUGCUAGGUUCAUCAAAGCUAGACAGUCUUCAAGAAAUUCUUAUCCUAUCAGGCAAAAACAUUUGAGAAAAGAGUCUAGCACGCAUAGGUUUUAUGAGCGUACAAAACAAAAUCAAGAGUUUCGGAAGAUAGAUGGAUUUGACGUCACCUCUGAACCACACUCGAGUUUCAACAAUGAAAGGACCCGAACGAUGGGAUUUUUUGACUUGUCUCCUCAAUUAACGAGGUUUUACCUCGAAGGUUCCCAACCUGAAGAAAAGAAUUUCAAUCACCAAGCAUCAAAUUCCAUUUCAAGCCAGCAUUCUGAUAACAUCAAAAAAUCGUCUAGUAUCAACUGGCAAUCUUGUAAAACAAAUUUGAAAACUCUUGAAAGAUUUGGUUUGAAUCAAAGUCCUAUUGAAUUCGCCAAUAUAUCUACAUUUGAAGUUGAUCAGAAGCCCAUCAGAACAACCAGUGAGCCAUUAUGGUUCGCGAUGUCACCGCUCUCAUCCGAACUAGAGUGGCAAGAAGGUCAAAUCAAUUCAGAAGAAGAAACUGAUGACAGAUCAGAUUGGUCAAGUCUCCUUGAUGAUGAUGAAAUCGAAGAAGAAGUUCUUUCAAAUACUUCACUUUCGCCUAUAGAUAUCCCUGGUACCAAACGGAUUCUACCUAUUUGUAGUUCACCACUUUCAACUAGUGCUUCUGAUGGAUCUACUCAGAUUGAUACUUUAUCUGGAAGUGAUCCUAAUACGUUCUAA
Molecule: messenger RNA, 948 nt
Organism: Melampsora larici-populina 98AG31
Lineage: Eukaryota; Fungi; Basidiomycota; Pucciniomycetes; Pucciniales; Melampsoraceae
Exons: 2
Coding region: 1-948 (315 amino acids)
Source: RefSeq, a predicted model, not a curated record